AUGUCAAGUAGAAUAAAGAGACACGAGGUGGUCGUCCAGAAUGGGGUAAUAGGAGCGUUGCAGAAUGAACUAUUUUCGUCCGAGAGCAACUUUAGACUCACAGAAAUACUGCAUUAUAUAUCUACACAGAACCAAAGUGGGUUUUUGGUUAAAAUCAAAAGCAAUAAUGAUUUAUAUGAAAGGUAUAAAAACCAAAUACUGUAUACCAUUUUAUAUUAAUAUGAAUAACCUUCUAUUAGAAAACAUUUACCGCUUCUCCAACAGUGAAAUUUGUUUUUACAAUGAGUCUGAUCUGUCAGUAAAUCCAUAACCUGCUUUUCUGAUCUGAAAAUGUUACUUUUUUACACAGUGUGUGUUUCUUCACUUUGGACGAUGCAUCGACAACUAAGAGAUUUAUGAAGGCAAUAAACAGCUCGAAAGAAUCUCGUGGUUAUUUUUGCCAAUUAUUUGACGGAGAGUUGAAUAAAUACAUCAUGCGGAUGGCUGAUGAAUAUUUCCAAAGAAAUCCUGAAGCAAGGUAUAAACCGAGACUUGCUGCUGAAAACAAUGGUCGUCAAAGUGAUGGCAAAACGUGGGUAUUAAACGAGAACUGCCAAAUUGACGCAGACGGCGAUCAGUUGGAUGACACUGACAGCAGAUACAUAUGGAUGGGGGAGUACGUAUCUUCUAAAUCGAUCUACUUGUUAAAAAUCGUUGUACCCCUGAAAAAGAAGUCGUUUUCACAACUUUUAAAAAGGUUGAAGAACGCCGUUCCAG
This is a messenger RNA of Paramuricea clavata, 756 nucleotides long. The record is from the annotation of a GenBank genome assembly. NCBI's taxonomy places the organism in Eukaryota, Metazoa, Cnidaria, Anthozoa, Malacalcyonacea, Plexauridae.